AUGAGUCUAUUGUCACCAGGUAUGGAUACCAGAGAUUACAAUGGGACCUCUGGAAGGGAAAACACUGUGCGGGACUGGGGAGAAAAUGCGGCAGAGACAUUGGCACGAAGGUUCUCUCCGAGUGAGCCUCGACGAUCGCGGGGUCCUGGCUUGGAUACAACUAUUCGCACAGUUACGCCCGAACCUGUCGAGGUAACAGACGACAAUUUAAGCAUACUAGAGACUCCACCUAGACUCUUUCCAUCCGUGCAGACGUCGCCGCGAUCGAUACCUGGCGGAGAAAAGCCUAGAGAGCGCCGUCAAGGCCUUGUUUUCCAUGAUUCAUAUAGCAGUGACUCGAUUGACAAGCCUCCUCAGAGUACCAUGAGUCUUCGAUCUCGACCUCGAACAUAUACCGUAGAUGCUACCACACGAAAAAGAUCAGGAUCGGGAGGCGCGCCUAGGAAUAGACAGCGAAUUGGCUCAGUACAUUCCACAAACUCAUCAUCUUUCCAUGACAUCGAGCCACGACCCGAUACUAAUACUGCCAUCGGAUAUCCAUCUACUUCUAACAGAAACACAUUGACUAAAUCCAACUCUCUCAAGAAGGAAAAGGGGUCGGGUAGACGAUUGGUUAAAAAAGCAUUCACGGCCGACUUCGCCAUUUCAAGCAUUUUGUAG
Molecule: messenger RNA, 660 nt
Organism: Botrytis sinoallii
Lineage: Eukaryota; Fungi; Ascomycota; Leotiomycetes; Helotiales; Sclerotiniaceae
Exons: 1
Coding region: 1-660 (219 amino acids)
Source: RefSeq, a predicted model, not a curated record